Durio zibethinus is the source of this 1691-nucleotide messenger RNA. RefSeq names its product BPS1-like protein (gene BPS2). Lineage: Eukaryota; Viridiplantae; Streptophyta; Magnoliopsida; Malvales; Malvaceae. The record is from RefSeq and is a predicted model, not a curated record.
CCAAAGAUGAAUUUUCAACGAAGCCCUACGCCACGCGUUUGAAGCUUUCACCGAAAUUUCCCAAUUACAAUUCUGUCAUUUCCUUUAUAUUCACCUUUUUUUUUUUUUAUUUCUUAUUUUAACUCUUCAAUUCGCCAAUCUUUGUGCGAUUCCGAAGAAACACAAAUAGUUUUUUGAAAUAUAUAUUUUUCGAAAUAUAUAUUUUUCAAUUUUGUAGAUGAAGAUUCGUAGUUGGUGAAAUUAUUUUAGGUUAUGAUUUGUGUUCUUAUCUUCAGUUCUUAACAUAACCCUAACAAAUCCUUGGACAAUUUUUCCUUCUGCUUGGUUUAUUGACCUAAGGAUCUAAAAUUUAGUAAAUACAUGAAAAUGAGUCGUCCUCAGGAGCCACAUCGCCCUUUCUUCCAUUUUGGAAAUCCUUUCCGUAUCAUAUCACCUAAGGGUUCUCAGUUUUCUCCAAGACUUCUUUCUUUAUUGAACGCAUUUGAGGCCACCUUGUCACAGAGGCUGCAAAAACUUGUGCCAAAAGACAAGGAUGACAUCCUUAGUUUGUCAUGGAUGAAACUAGCAAUGAACACACUUUCUGAGAUUCAUUGUGACAUAAAAAACCUGAUAACUGAGCUGGAGCUCCCUGUGAGUGAUUGGGAGGAGAAGUGGAUAGAUGUCUACCUGGAAAUCAGUGUGAAGUUGCUUGAUAUUAGUAUUGCUUUUACCUCUGAGCUUACUAGACUCAACCAAGGCCAUCUCUUACUUCAGUUCGUCUUGCAUAAGUUGGAGUCCAACUCCCCAGAGCAGUUCAUGCGGACCUGUUCCUCAGUUGAUAGCUGGAGACAGCACCUUGGCUCAAAAAAUCCGAGAGUUGAAGCUUGUCGCACAAUCCUGGACAAUCUUGUUGGAUCAUUAAACUUGCCUAAGGUGAAGAACUCUGCUAAAGGAAAGGUUUUGAUGCGUGCAAUGUAUGGAGCUAAGGUGGCUACUGUAUAUAUCUGUAGUGUCUUUGCUGCAGCUUUCUCUGGUUCUGAUAAGAAUUUGUUAGAUUUAACUGUUGCUGACACGCUACCAUGGGCUCAAGUUUUUUCUGAUGUUCAAACUACUGUGAAUGCGGAAAUUAGAAAUAUAUUUUCUUGCGGAAAAUUUUCAGUUCUAACAGAACUAGAUGCUGUCGAUGCAUGUGUCCAGAAAUUGUAUCCUUUGCUCCAAGAUGGGUUGGGUUCUAUUGAAGGGGAGUCGUUCAAGAAUUAUGUUUCAGAUUUGAGAAAGACAGCAGAGAAACUAUCACAAGGGCUAGAUAAUCUUUCAAAGGUAGUAGAUGGAUUUUUCAAAAUAGUUUUGACUGGGCGUGAUGCUUUGCUUUGUAAUCUAAGAGCGGGUGGUGCUGUCCCAAAUUCAAUGGUAGGAAGAAAAGUGGAAGAGCAAGUUGUGAGGUGAAAUCAUGAAUGCAAUGAAGCUAAACUCUUCUGUAUACAGAUGGUUUAGGUUGAGACGUGUUUUCUAACGAGUAGACAUGUACAGCCUUGUUUGGGUUAUGGAAGUAUGUGGUGUGGGAGUCGUAAGUUGUGUUACAGUACUAAUUUACUUGGCUGUACGUGUACAAUGUACCAUCCAAUGUCGAGAGUUAUAGAAAGGGCUCAUAAUUUGUUUGCAAAAUGUUCAGUACUUAUUAUUAUUAUCAUCAUCAAUUAUUAUUCCCUAAA